AAAUUCAUAAUUACUAACUGAAAGAAAUUAAUAAUUGUAACCAUCAUUGGAUGGGCACUUAUAUAUGAUUUAUUGAUUCUGUAUAUACGGCUCAUAUAAUGUAGGACUACAACCCCCACAAAUCGUAACCAGGAAGUAUUUGUUUUGACUAAAGAAACACGACUACACUGACGAAAUGGAAUUUGAAGUCUCAAGCAAAAUAUAACUAGCCCAUAUUUUGUUUUAACACGUUAAUUUAAGGAUGCAUGAUUCCCACUUUAAUAGUUUAGUGUUGCUUUUGCUACUGUCUCUAAAUCCACGCGUAUGUCUCCUGGAUGGAGUUCAGAGAGACGACCCUUCGGACCUGCAGGAAACACUUGGAACGAGAGAAGAACUGGAAAAUGACAUUCUCCAUGAGGAAACAAUACAGGAUUUAAGCGAUCCUCACAAGUCCAAUUACACAUAUAAUAACAGCGAUGGAACCCAGCAUUUGGAAGCACUGCCCACCCGCCCCCCGACGCCUGCUCGACCCCCAACCCCUAAGAACAUGUUGCCCGUGCAGACCGGGGUGAAGGCCCAAGAGGAGGAACAGUCCAGUGGAAUGACUAUAUUCUUUAGUCUGCUGGUAAUUGGUAUCUGCAUCAUAUUGGUGCAUCUGCUUAUUAAAUUCAAGCUAAAUUUCCUGCCAGAGAGUGUGGCCGUUGUUUCAAUUGGAAUCCUAAUGGGAGGCUUCAUCAAAAUAAUAGAGUUUAAGGAACUGGCCAAUUGGAAGGAAGAGGAAAUGUUCAGACCCAACAUGUUCUUCCUCCUGCUCCUGCCGCCAAUCAUCUUUGAGUCGGGAUACUCCUUGCAUAAGGGCAACUUCUUUCAGAACAUUGGCUCCAUCUGCCUCUUUGCUGUGAUCGGCACAGCGAUUUCUGCCUUCAUUGUUGGAGGAGGCAUCUACUUCCUUGGACAGGCCGAUGUGAUCUACAAGAUGAGCAUGACGGACAGCUUUGCCUUCGGGUCGCUGAUCUCCGCCGUGGAUCCUGUUGCCACCAUCGCCAUCUUCAACGCCCUGAAUGUGGACCCAGUGCUCAACAUGCUGGUGUUCGGCGAGAGCAUCCUCAACGACGCUGUGUCCAUCGUCCUCACCAAUACAGCCGAAGGUUUCUUCUCCCAGUCCAACAACGCCACGGUUUCGGGCUGGCAGAUUUUUGUGCAGGCGCUGGGCUACUUCCUCAAGAUGUUCUUUGGUUCCGCUGCCCUGGGCACUCUGACAGGACUCAUCUCUGCCUUUUGUCUCAAACACUUUGACCUCAGGAAGACUCCUUCCCUGGAGUUUGCCGUGAUGAUCAUUUUCGCUUACCUUCCCUACGGCCUGGCAGAAGGCAUCAAACUAUCGGGCAUCAUGUCCAUCCUGUUCUCUGGGAUCGUCAUGUCUCACUACACGCAUCACAACCUGUCCCCGGUCACCCAGAUCCUGAUGCAGCAGACCCUGCGCUCCGUGGCCUUCAUGUGUGAGACGUGCGUGUUCGCGUUCCUCGGGCUCUCCAUCUUCAGCUUCCCGCACAACUUUGAAUUCUCCUUCGUCAUCUGGUGCAUAUUCCUGGUGCUUCUUGGGCGAGCCGUGAACAUCUUCCCUCUGUCCUUCCUGCUCAACUUCUUCAGGGAAACCAAGAUCAGUCCUAAGAUGAUGUUCAUCAUGUGGUUCAGCGGUCUUCGCGGGGCCAUCCCUUACGCCCUGAGCCUCCACCUGGGCCUGGAGCCUUUGGAGAAGCGCCAGUUGAUCGGGACCACCACCAUCAUCAUCGUCCUCUUCACCAUCCUGAUCCUUGGGGGCGGCACCAUGCCUCUUAUCCGCUUGAUGGACAUCGAGGAGAGCCAGACACGCAGGAAGAGCAAGAAGGACGUGACCCUCAGCAAGACGGAGAAGAUGGGCAACGCGUUGGAGUCGGAGCACAUCUCGGAGCUGACGGAGGAGGAGUACGAGACGCACAUCUACCAGAGACAGGAUCUGAAGGGCUUCAUGUGGCUGGACGCAAAGUACCUCAACCCCUUCUUCACGCGCAGACUCACCCAGGAGGAUCUGUUGCACGGCCGUAUCCAGAUGAAGACUCUCACCAACAAGUGGUACGAGGAGGUCAGACAAGGGCCCUCUGGAUCCGAAGACGACAACGACGAAGCCGAGUUACUGUAACACAAAACACACAAAUCACACAUUUCAGGGGAUUUAAUGGGUUAUAUGCGACUGUGUGAGCCUUAUUUGGUUCAAUGGGAAUUUACGGGGUGUCUAUCUGAACUAAAGGGGGGGAGAAAAUGGUGGUUGUGUGAUCGGUGUGUCUCGAUAAACGGUCAGUUUGAACUCUCGACGGAGAGUUACUUCAUUAGAAAAAGGGCGUUUACGUGUUUUAUUUUUUUGGUUUUCCUAAACAGUUAGACAUUGUAGUUGAUGGCACUAGAAUGGACCCGCUGUGAUUGUUGAGUUUAUUUUGUUGCUUUUUAACUAAAUCGAAGGAGAGUUCUUAAUGGAAUCGGAGGGGAACCUCAGAGAGGGAUGUUCUCCACAUAAGCAAUACUAGUGCAUCUCCUGUCCUCUCAUGUUUUGCGCUGCUGCACACUUUUUUAUGCUAUUCCACUCUAUGCAUGUCCUUUUUUUACAUUCCACUUUGAAGUUCAUCUUCAGAAGUUCAUCAAAGUAGGAUACGGGAAUGCUGCUAAUAUUCUCCCGUUUCAUAACGUCUUUUCUUUGAAACCAUGUUCAUAAGAUUGUGGCAAAGGAAUAAAACGCUUUGCUUUAAUUUCCAUGUUUGGAGCGGGAAAUUCAAGUGAGUAGGCCAUUGUAACCGAUCGAGGGGGAGCAGGUGGUUGCUCUGGUAACCAGGUGGUUGCUCUGGUAACCAGGUGGUUGCUCUGGUAACCAGGUGGUUGCUCUGGUAACCAGGUGGUUGCUCUGGUAACCAGGUGGUUGCUCUGGUAACCAGGGUCCAGGUGCGCCCCGGUUACCCUUACAUCCUGUUGCACUUCCGCCAUGUACCCUAUUAUGGUACGCCAAAAUGUUAUACUUUUUUUUUGGACAGAUUCAUUUGUGUGCUUCUUGUGUCCUGGAAAGGUUGUGUUUCCUGCCCAAGUGUCUGUGGCAGGAAAUUAUCGUCUUAUUUUAAUGAACAAUGUGAAAUUCCAAAAUGAAUGAAUGAUUGGUGACGGUGAGGGAGUAAUUGUUUAUUUCUGACUGUAUUUAUCUUUUCUAUUUAUUGGUCACUCUUAUCUAUGUGAUCUUGUAUCGUUUCUUAUGAGCUCCGUGAGCAGUACAGAGUUAUAAUAGAGAUUUGUAUAAUAAAUGAACGGUGUUGACUAAUUUACCUACUGCAAUCUUUUUUCAACCUCAACUGCCAAACCCCAUGUGUGCUGACAAGGAGAUACAAAUAGUAAGACUAAUUAUUAUAUCUGGUAAUUAAUAAUAUUUGGUUACUCUGUUCUAAAAGGGUAAAGCAAUUAUCCAUUAACUAACAUGAGUUCAUUCAGAAUCAAGCAUUAUUUAUAGCAUUAGCUUGGGAUAGGGUUAGGUGUAGUGUUAGGGUUAACCAUAUUUAAUUACGUAUGAAUGAAUACCUUAUACAUGAAUACCAUUAUUAAAUGAAAACUAGACCAUUGGUUAACUGUUAAUAAACUGUUCAUUCAUGCUUAUUACUGCCUUUGUUAAUCAUGAGAAAUCAUUAAUUAGUAUACUCUUAUUGUUAAGUGUAAAGUGUUUGUAUAUGGUAUACUAGCUUAAUUAUAAACACUCUUGUCUGCAAGCAUCUACCAAAGGUCUGGCAUCCAGCUCCAGUAGACCUUGGGGGGUUCAUCCUGGGCUUGGCAGAGUGUGAUCUAUCCUUCUGGUGCUUGCCAAGUCGUUGGGGGACUGUCAGGUCUUUUACCCGAUGAAAGGGGAGCUUGUUUGUACUCGGACGUGCUGUCAGAGCAUAUGUCAUCGUCCGCUGACAACCAGAGGAGAGGCCUUGAACUGAUAUGCACCAGCCUCUCUCUUUAGCCCCUGAAUGCCUUUUAUGUUCCCCCAAUCGAGGGGCCGGCAGUCCACGGGAGAUCUCGCCUCUGUCCCUAAACCGUGGCCGUGCUGCCGACUGAGUCUCGGCUUCAGUCCAGCAGCUGGAUGGGAGCUGGCGUUGUUUUGACUUUCAGCUUCCCCGGAGAAUCUUUAAACGUAUCUCCUCCCUUAAGUGUGUCUGUCUGCACACUUAAUGAUGUUGUGGGUUUUUAUAGUUGCUGAAGUGGUCAGCGAGGAUUCAUUUGGGAUUUUAAUAAACUCUGGAGUUUUUCAUUAAUGAGUGCCCCUUCCCCAGUCAAUACCAACAGAUAAUCAACCAAUGGUCUUCUUCAUUUUGAAAAUAUUGAAAGUAUAGAAGAGAACCCAAAACAUAAAAUGAAAAAUCUAACUGAAUUACUAAAGGAAACUAGGAAACUAAAAGGAUCUCUAAAGUCACCAAGUCACUGUGAAAUCCAAGUAUUUUUGUAUUAUCCAUUACGUAUAGAUGUGUAAUGGAUAUCUAUAUCGUUUUUACAUGGCCACCUUUUUUCUGUUUGCGUUAUUACCGUCUUAUUACAGUAAGAAUAUUUAACCAGCAGAGGGCACAAAAUCCCUAGGAUUGAUUUGGGUUGGUCAAGUUUCGUUCGUCGCAUGCAGUUGUCAAGAUUUGACAACCAGAAUAUCGGGGGUAACAGAAUUGUUACUUCACAUACAGCCAUAUCUACAACAGGGAUAUUUAUUAUUAUCUUUACAACACAGUUAUUGUUACUCUCAUCAGUUGUAAUGAAUCCAUCCUUUCUUUUUCUCUUAAUUCACAUAUUUGAUAUGCAAGUAAGCCUGACCAGUGAUGGAACAGGCCACCCACUUGUGGUGAAGUGGGCGCUCCAUCACGUCUCUCUUGUUAGAACUCUGCUACCCAGCUCCCGAGCCUUGGAAUAACCACAUUUUUCGAAACGUAUAACAUAAAUAAAACACUCCAGGCAGAGCGAAACAGCGUUCUAUUGGCUUUAAUUUCCUUGCCACAGCGUGAGAGAGGCUUGUGGAGGUGGAGAUCGGUUACCGUCAGCGGGGGUCUCGGUCAGGGGGUGCAGCCGUAGCGUGUGGUCUGAAGACACCAGGGCCUGGCCCCGGAGAUAAGAAAUCAUUGCGGUUGGAUAGAUUAAGGAUUGGAGACACACAAAACAUUUCUCUCUCUCUGUGUGUGUGUGUGUGUGUGUGUGUGUGUGUGUGUGUGUGUGUGUGUGUGUGUGUGUGUGUGUGUGUGU
Messenger RNA from Gadus chalcogrammus (walleye pollock), 5250 nucleotides. It is a transcript of the gene slc9a8, whose product is annotated as solute carrier family 9 member 8. Gene Ontology annotation, biological process: proton transmembrane transport; sodium ion transport; regulation of pH. The record is from RefSeq and is a predicted model, not a curated record. Lineage: Eukaryota; Metazoa; Chordata; Actinopteri; Gadiformes; Gadidae. Gene Ontology annotation, cellular component: Golgi apparatus; membrane. Bases 242 to 2158 code for a protein of 638 amino acids. The transcript has 16 exons. Gene Ontology annotation, molecular function: sodium:proton antiporter activity.